AUGCCGACCCAAAAAUCGAUUGCUGCCGCUUCUUCGAGAAAGUCUUCAAGUGUGAAUCUCUCUGAUAUGCCUUCAACGGGUAGCGACAGUGGAAGCGCUCAGGAAAAGUCUGGCUCGAAGAUGCACAAGAGGUCUCGCUCUGGUUGCUUUACUUGUCGUCUCCGCAGAAAGAAGUGCGAUGAGGGCCACCCAUCCUGCAAGGCAUGCACAAACCUAUCGGUGAAAUGCGAAUAUAAGCGGCCAAUGUGGUGGGGCAAUCCGGAGCAACGACGAAUUCAAAAAGAACGUAUCAAGAACAAGAUAAAACAGACAAAAUCUCUUGAACGAAGUGGAACGCGACCAGAUGGACUUCCACAUAGUCAUAUAUCCCUCUCAUCACCAGGUCCCGGAGAAACGGACUUCAAUCAGCCAAUUAUCGAUGGAUGUGAAUCUUUCGGUCUUCAUUUCGCGACCCCAGGCUUCGUGCCCAUCUCAUACGCCCAUUAUUACACUCCUUAUGAAGUUGAUAUCAAGACUGAGCGCCAAACUUUCGUGAACAAUGUUCCCCUACGGCACGACUCUUCAAUCUCCACCUUCAGUGCCAUGGGCCCGCCACAGCUUCACUCCACACUCCCGACUUUCCCAGCCGAGGAUUGGUUCCAAGAAGAGAUGCACAUCGGUGACCAUGGCUAUGGGUUGAUGAACGGAAGUCUGUCCGGCGAAAGCUCUGGGCAGUCUUAUGCUUCUUUGACUGCCGACAUUCCAGUCGCAGAUCAUGAUCGGCCGUUGCUGAAUCACUUUGUGGAGAACGUUCUUCGCAUGAUUUUUCCCGUCCUCGAAGCUCACCAGCAAGGCUCGACUCGUGCCCAGUCGGUCUUGAAAUCUUUAGAGACGAACAAAUCCUACUUUCAUUGUUGUCUCAGCGUGGCUGCAAUUCACCUCAAGACGACGACUGGUCUUGGCGGGGAACAAAUCGACCAUGAUAUCAUGCGACACCGUUAUGAGGCAAUCUCCCAGCUCUGCCAAGCCCUGAGCAAUGACACCGAUCAUGAUCAGAUCCUGGAUGCGACUCUUGCGAUGAUUUUCUUCCACUGCUCAGUUGGUUCUCCGGAGGACCAUCUCCCCGAUAUUCCGUGGAACGAUCAUUUCCAAGCGGUCUCCAACUUGGUGACUAAACUCGACCUGACAAACACGAUGGUUCCAUGCGCAAAUGGUUACGUGCUUCCCCCUUUCAGUAUGUCUCUAACAGCCUGGAUCGAUAUUCUUGGAUCAACAAUGCUUGGAAAGACUCCGCAAUUUGCCCAUUCCUACCGCAACAAACAUCUGGGCGGUUCGUCAUCCGGCCUUCGUGAGCUCAUGGGCUGCGAUGACCGUGUGAUGUAUCUCAUCUCAGAAAUUGCUUGUUUGGAAUCCUUGAAGAACGAGGGCCGUAUAGACGCAAUGACCGUGUGUACACAUGUUUCCGCUCUUGGGAACCAGCUGGAGUACACCGAGCCCGCCGACCCCACACUAGAGAGUCCGUACUGUACAGCGACGGGCGCUAUCAGGCCAGACGUUCUCACCAAAAACAUCACAACGCUAUUCCGUCUGGCCGCACGGGUUUACCUUUGCAGUCUCAUUCCUGGAACAAGUCGGGCGCAUUCGAGCAUCUGUAACUUAAUCGACUCCAUAACCGACACUUUGGCGUUCAUCCCCACCGGACCUGGUGGCUUCGAUCGCUCCCUGGUCUGGCCUUUGCUCAUUGCGGGUGCUCACUCAACUCCGUCAAGCUCCUUCCGCCAGGCAUUGACUGAGCGAAUGUUGGCCAUGGAGGAGUUUGCAGAACUUGGUAGCUUUGGUCGCAUGUGCCAACUCUUAAAUGAGUACUGGCGGCUCACAGAUGACUGCAUUGAGAUCAGUUCAAGUCAGCAGGAUCAGACAACGCAAGUUGCCUACGACAAUCACGGCACUACAAUCGACACGCGAUCAUCACCGCCUCUUCUGUCUCCAACCAUGCGAGAGCUCAAGAAGCAGCAGCUUCACUGGAGAGAUGUUAUGAAUCGUAACGGUUGGCGUCACCUCCUGAUCUGA
This is a messenger RNA of Penicillium diatomitis, 2049 nucleotides long. Its product is annotated as Zn(II)2Cys6 transcription factor. The transcript has 3 exons. Gene Ontology annotation, molecular function: transcription cis-regulatory region binding; DNA-binding transcription factor activity, RNA polymerase II-specific; zinc ion binding. Gene Ontology annotation, cellular component: nucleus. The coding region runs from base 1 to 2049 and encodes 682 amino acids. Gene Ontology annotation, biological process: positive regulation of transcription by RNA polymerase II. NCBI's taxonomy places the organism in Eukaryota, Fungi, Ascomycota, Eurotiomycetes, Eurotiales, Aspergillaceae. The record is from RefSeq and is a predicted model, not a curated record.